Heterostelium album PN500 is the source of this 474-nucleotide messenger RNA. RefSeq lists its product as uncharacterized. NCBI's taxonomy places the organism in Eukaryota, Evosea, Eumycetozoa, Acytosteliales, Acytosteliaceae. The record is from RefSeq and is a predicted model, not a curated record. The coding region runs from base 1 to 474 and encodes 157 amino acids. The transcript has 2 exons.
AUGGUAAAGGAGUACAAAUCUCCACCACCACCACCACCACCCUCAACAACUAAAACAACAACCACCACCUCAACAACAUCUUUAUCACCACCAAUAACUUCUCCAAGUGCAGUUUCACCUUUAAUUCCAACCAUUCCAACAUUAUCAUCAUCAUCAUCCAAGCCAAUACAAUUCAACUAUAACAAAUUGUCGGCUGAUACAUCAGCAACAAGUAAUAAUAAUAAUACAUAUGAUAAAGAUUUCAAAAUGGAUAUUGAUUCUCAAUCUACUUUGGCACAUGUGUUUCCUUCACCCAAGACAUCAAUGGCAUCAUCUUCACAAUCUAGCACUACCAUUCAUUCAACAGCAUCCACUACAAACAGUGACAGCAGUACUCAUUAUUACAAUGAUAGUGAUGAAGAAUUCAAUUUAUUGGAUUACUACCAAUCAGGCUUUUACAACACCAUCAAAGUCAACACUACAAAAGAAUUGUGA